Molecule: messenger RNA, 989 nt
Organism: Aricia agestis (brown argus)
Lineage: Eukaryota; Metazoa; Arthropoda; Insecta; Lepidoptera; Lycaenidae
Product: KRAB-A domain-containing protein 2-like
Biological process (GO): DNA integration
Molecular function (GO): nucleic acid binding
Source: RefSeq, a predicted model, not a curated record
UUUAGCAAAAGAAUCAGACUCUUAAAUUUGAUCAGUGAAUUUUAGACUUGUGAUAUAAAAAUAUAAACAAAAUGAGUGGAAAUGAAAAGAAUGAACGCUUUUUAUUGAGACUUCGUACUAUAGAAGAUAUGAAAAAUAGUCACUACAAUGUGAUGGUGAAAGAAGAAUUUGAAAAGUUUCUAACUGAAGUGGAAGAGGCAAAAUUCGCGGCAAAAAAGACACCAGUACAAUAUAAUAGACUAAAACGCUUUAAUGUCAUUGAAGUAUGUGGUAUCAAGAAAUUAGUUACGAAUACCGAGCCAAUGAAAUAUUACGUACCCGCUGAAGAAAUCUACGAUAUUAUUGAUGCUGCUCAUAUUUCGAUUGGUCAUGGAGGCCGUGACAGACUCAAAAAUGAAACAUCAAAGAAAUAUGCCAACAUCACAAAAGAAAUGAUAAAUAUUUUUCUUUCCAUGUGUGAAGUGUGUCAAAGAAAUAAAAGCAAAAAAAGGAGAGGGUUGGUUUCAAAGCCAAUCUUGCACACUGAAAUGAAUAGUCGAUGCCAAGUCGACCUCAUAGACAUGCAGUCUCAAGAUGCGGAACAUAAAUUCAUCAUGGUGUAUCAGGACCACCUCACCAAGUUUGUGAUUCUAAGAGCUCUUACCACAAAAAGAGCCACGAAAGUGGCGUAUCAUUUGAUGGAUAUUUUUUUAACUUUUGGAGCCCCAUGUAUUCUUCAUUCCGAUAAUGGAAGGGAAUUCGUGAAUUCGGUAAUAAAAGAGUUAGCAUCUUAUUGGCCUGAACUGAAACUUGUAAAUGGAAAGCCGCGUCACAGCCAGAGCCAAGGUUCGGUGGAAAGGGCGAAUCAAGACGUGGAAAAGAUGCUGGCUUCCUGGAUGCAGGAUAACAAAACAACUAAAUGGUCAGAUGGCUUGAGGUUCGUUCAAUUCAUGAAAAAUAGAGCAUUGCACUCAGGAAUAAAGCAAUCUCCGUAUCAAGCAAGGGGUUGA